Molecule: messenger RNA, 6257 nt
Organism: Filobasidium floriforme
Lineage: Eukaryota; Fungi; Basidiomycota; Tremellomycetes; Filobasidiales; Filobasidiaceae
Product: Mus7/MMS22 family-domain-containing protein
Exons: 8
Coding region: 80-6025 (1981 amino acids)
Biological process (GO): replication fork processing; double-strand break repair via homologous recombination
Cellular component (GO): nucleus; Cul8-RING ubiquitin ligase complex
Source: RefSeq, a predicted model, not a curated record
UGCACCCUGUAGAUGGCUAAGCGACAAGUAUGACAUACAACCGGUCGAAUACCUUCCCAUGAGAUAGAUCAGUCAUGCAAUGGAGGGAUCGGACGAUGAAGAUCCCCUCGCUCUAUUGCCCAAGAAAAGGCAUCGUACCACGGUGCUCCACGAGCCGUUCCAGAAGAGCGAUGCCGAUGCUACCACUACGGCAGCUCCGAUAGUCGAUGUUGUGCCUACUUCUGAUUCAGAGGAAGCUCAGGAAGAUCUGUUCGGCUCGAAAGGAUGGGGCAGCUGUGCAGGCAUCUUGAAUGACCCAUCGGUUGUCGUAUGUAAGGGGUCGGGCGGACCAGCCGUUGGCGCAGAAAGCGGACGUGUCGUAGAGAGAACCGGGAUGGAACCCGUAGCCGUCCCUUCAGUAUCGCCUCCUCUCGCCUCGAUUACCGAUUACCCCAAACAGCACGAUGUUCAGGACGAUACCCCCGACCCUCAGACAUUAUCGUCUGCAGAGUUUCCAUCGGGGCUAACAUGUCCGUCGUCUGAGCCGGAAGGAAGGAACAGUAGAUGCACAACAGCACUUGAUGGUGCCAUAGCCCUCAAAGAAGCAGGCUAUCUGGAACCGUCCGGACCCUCAGAAGCUGUGAUUCCGAACGUAUUCCGAACGCAUAACACCCACGCUCAACCGAACGGGAUCUUCUCGGAAAACUUGGAUGUCAUUGCCAUGGACGUCGAGGAUGAUCAGGGGCCAAGUGCAAUUAGCGUGAUGCCUGCCAGCGAUACUGCAAUGACUACUCGACAGGCUAACUCUCAACCGGAUCUCCAAAGCCCAGAGGUUGAAGAUGUCCUCAAGGCUUUUGGAGACAGGGUGCCCGGACAGAGGAUAGCAGCUGAUGAUGAUAUGGGAAUCGAUCCUCAACCCGUCAAGGAGCAGCACGAGCCUUCCAAUGACGCAAUCGAGAAUCAUGAUCACCGAGAAAGAACGAGCGUCGAUCGAGAUAUCAGCUUUGAGCCCUUCUUCGAUACGGAAGGUCCGGGAAUGAUGGCGGAAUCUGCACCAACCGCUUCUCAACCUCCAUCAGACCAUCUCUUGUCGGCCCUCAGGAACGAUGUCGCUUCGAUUACAGGCUCGCCAGUCAGACCGACUGGUUCUUUACCAAGAGCUCGCACGAGGUCGCCGAGCUUGUCGCCAGCUCCUGCAAUAUCCCCGAGCAAUGGGCUGGCACCCAGACCUGCUAGUCCGUCUCCGACACCGCAGCUUAUUGAGCCGGAGCUAGACCCUGCGCUUCUAGCGUUCCAAAAUGCAAGGACUUUUCGUCGUCGUACGGCCAUUCAGUUGCAACCUUAUACGCGCGAAAAGACCAAAUACAGAGCAAUGGUACGCAAGGGAGGCAGACUGUUGAUUGCCGAAUUGCUACACGAUGACCCUGAUAGGGCCGCCAUCACAGCAAGUCUGCAGGAGUCGGGGGAUAGUCAAUUUCGAGAAGAUCAGCCGGAGGUUCCUGAAGAGCCUGAAAUCGACAUGGCAGUCUCACCGCCUGUCACGCCUAGUGAUCAAGAUUAUGCAGAGCAUUUCCAGCUGUAUGGAGAAGUCGCAGACGAGGCGACGGACCCACGGUUGCAAGCACUAGCAAAGACCAGGUUGAAACUCGAGCGCCAGGAGGCUAAGAGGAAGGCAAGAGCAGAUAGAGAGGCCCGACAGUACAUGGCUUUCCUUGAGAAGGAGAUCAAGGAGAGAGAGCGUGUCAAGCGGUUGGAGGAGAAGGAAGCCAAGCGAAAGCUGAGGGAAGAAAAGCUGAAGGAACGGCAAGCCGUUAGGGUUCCAAGUGAACCCGAUACUCCGCGAGCUAGGAGACCGGUCCCUAAACAGCGAUCUACGACGAAACGAUCUGUGCCGGUUGCAGGAAGCAGCUCUGGCUCCGAAAACGACAUUCAGCCAAGCGUCAAGCGUCGAAAGCUGGUUAAGCGGGCAGGCUCAUCCGAAGCUGAAGGAAGCCAUCGGACAGGUGGAAGAGGAGAGCUUCGCGAGUCUCGCACGGCGUCCCCCUUGCGAGUCUCACAGCGUGACGACAUGAGCCAAGGCGAUCGUGAUGAUUCGCACUCGAGAAUUGACGCUUUCGACUCUCAUGUCGGGCCGUUCGAAGAGUUUGACUUUGAUAUGGGGGAUGACGAGUUGCCGGAAUUGACCUUCGAUAUCGCGACCAGUCCUCGCGUACCGCUUUCUUCAAGCCGAACUAUCAAUCUGGCUACCCCGAUAUCUAUUCCCGCAACAAGUGACGAUUCGGAUUCGAGCGAGAAGAUUGACGGCCCUCGGGAAAAAGUGAAAGCGCUGAAGCGAGUCAUGCCAGCCCUGUUGGCCAAGAAGCUGGCUGAUAAGGCAGAGGCAGACUACCAAGCGCGACAGCGCCGCAAGGCCUUGAAAGCCAGAGAAGCGGAGGUUGCGGCUCGAGCCCGCCCCGGUCAAGCUGUCCGGCGCAAGGCAAAUGCGCCCUCACACCGACAAGGCGUAGAAGGGCUGUUUGACGACGAUCCUUCGGUGGGAAGAGAUGAUGAGACCCCACAUUUCGCGUUAGAGAGACCGCCCGAUCCGAUGAUAAACAUUUUUACAGACGACGAACAGGACGAUGACUCCGUGCUUCCGAGCGAUUCUGGCGGCUCUUCGCAUGAGAGCCAGUAUCAGAAUGAACGAGUACGGCAGUUUCAAGUUGGAGAUUUCGACAGCCUGCUUCACGGGCCUCGAAAAGCUCGCCCAACCAAAUUGCCACCGAAGCAAGGGUCGAAGGCGCUUUUCAGACGACCUCGAGUCGAUGCGAGGCAGCAGCGCAAAUCUCAAUCGCGGAGGCCUCAGGAGCAUGCUGGGAUGCCACACAGUCCCGCGAACCUGAAUAAAGUUUCUGCGAAGAGACCUCGCAGGAAGCGACGCAUUCUGGAUGACAGAACCAUAUUCGAGGUAGAGACCAGCUCGGCGGUGGUUACUCGCGCUCGUCCUAGAUCAGGGAGUAGGGAUCAGCUGGCUCGACCCGUCGAAAAGCGAGCGUUCACCAGGACGCCAUCGGCAGUCACAGCUGUGAAAAAUACAAACCGGAACAGCGCCUCGCCUGUUAGAUCGGGCCUCGAUCUUGUACCGGAGCCCGUCGCAUCAACGACCUCAAAUAGGCAUGCCACCGUGUCUGAAGCAUCUGACAUGUGGGACGAUUUGCAAGACUUUCAAAUCGAUUUCGCGAUAAAGCCCUUGCAAACAGGAGUGGAGUUCGGUAUUGCCUCCUUUAUCGGGUCAGGAAAGCUCCGGAAUCAUAUCGACUAUUUGGAUGGGCGCGACCGUCUUUUUGCAGAAGGGAGCAUUGAAGCGAUAGGUCUGGCGUUCGAGACAUCAAUGGAAGUCUCGGCAUUCAUCGCGCUUUUGCCUAUUGCUUUGGACAAGAUUAAAGACGAUGUCCUGGCCGUCAUGAACGAUCGACUGGAGCCUCAGAUGUCAGCGGCGCCUCGCCUGAUCUCCUUCCUGAUCUCAUACCUUGCCAACGCGGAUUGCAACGACUCCGACUUGCGUCAAGUCCAGCUUGCAUUUCAGGCUCUGAAAGGCAAUCUCCAGGAUCUCUCCGUGCCUCGAUCAGCAAGAGAUCGCAACCAAGCUUUCUUUCUACUGGAGGUCAGGCUCUCUCUUGCAAUUGCGCCGAUGGUUUUAUCACGCGUCGACGAGCGUUUGGAAUCGCCUACCGCAUACGAUUACGAUUCGUUAGUAUGUGAGCAAAUUGCUGCAGUUAUAGAAGGCUUGCUGCAGUAUGGCUUCGAUCGAACCAUGAAGCCCUUGAAGGCGAUUAUGAACUUCGAAGCGGAAGACGGGAUCGUCGAUGACUUCUCUGCGGAAUGCUGGGUUGUCGUCCUUCACCUAGCAUCUUGUUGGGAUCGCAAGCCUGUCUUGCAAGCUCGGGACGCUUCGACACUCCAGCAAUGUCUAGAUCGCGCUUUAAAUUUAGCUUUUGAAGGCAGGCACGCGGGUCCGCGAGCAAGCGAACGGAUUUGGUAUUUGACUAUUGGCCUAGCGGCGUUGUCGCAAUUCGACAAUGCCGGUAAGGUUCCUUCGAAUCUGUCAGUGCCUACUCGCUGGUUUCUCGUACGGAAAGCGUUGAGUUCCAUCAAGAUAGUGUCACCUACUGAAGAGGAGGAGACCAAAAGGCGACAUCAACUCAAGCCUCGGGAUAAAUACAUCAAAAUCGUGGUCAUCCGGUGCUUGCAAUUGACCAGUGUCUGGCGAUGGCAUUGCGAUCGUGAGAGCUUUACCAUUGCCACGAAAGACUUGGGCGUCGUCUUUCGGGACAGGGCUUUGCGAGGGUUGCCUAACGAAACCUUCGCCGAUUACCCGGUCUUCAUUCGCCAAUUCAACCGAACUUUGGCCGAAGAGAUAGAUAUGGAGGAGUCCGCCUACAACCUAUAUCUCCAGCUCGUCUGUCUAUGCGCAUCGGACAUUGUCACGAUGCCCUCGAGUCUGGAUGAAGCUAAACAAGCAGCAGCCGAUGUCAAAAGGCUCAUGCUCUCUAUCGUACCGUUUAGUCCUGUGCGAUAUCAAGAAGGCAAGGUACCAACCGACAGGCAGCUGAGCGCCUUGAUAAAUCGCUUCAGCACCGCGGUUAUCGCCGCCAUUUUCGACAUCACCCUGAUGCCAUAUCUGCUGGGCAAUACUCGAAAGUGGAUCAACUUUGCUUCGGCAGACACAGAGAGUCGCAGGACAUGCAUCCGUGGUUUAAUGUACCUGGGUGUCGCCGCCCGUCAUCACGGGGAGUCGUUAACGGGAAUCGUAGGGGAACUAUCGAGCCAUUUCGAAGUCGUACAACGGGAGAAAUCUCGAUUGGAAGCGGCAAACGCGAACGACCGUGCGAUUCUAGAGCACGCUCGACUGUUGGUGCUGAUUGUCAGCUGUUUCAAGACGUUGAUCUGUACUCACUCGUUCGACGCCGAAGUAGAAGCACAGCCCAGGUACCCAGAUCCAGAACUCCUGGCCCCUUGCUGGACGCAGAGACUACGAUCGGCAGAGCUGGUUGCUGAUCGCAAAGCUGGACUCGAAGUCGUCGCCUGUGUGCAAAGCUUUUUGGACGCGCGGGCGUCAGCUCUCCCCGCAAGAUCGAAAACUCGACGACCUGUCACUGACGACCCUGGGGAGGACAGUCAACAAAGCGACUACAGCGCUAUGGGGCUGGAUUUUACGGAUGCGGACCUCUUGGCGAUUGACGAGUUAGGAGCGGUAGUCGCUCCGGAAGCGCGGCUGGAUGCGGGGGUUGCAUCGAUUCUUGCCGAUUCGAUCUCGCCGGGUAUCUACGCGCUCCUGUCGAAUACCAUGUCGGAAUCCUGGCAACGGUUUUCGGGGCAAACCCGGGCGGAACGACAGCUGUAUAUUUCAGCAAUGACGCGUUGUUGGGCGGAGUGUGCGAGUAUCUUGGUAGUGGAUCAUCAUUUACGAGACUGGGACACGUACCUAGCCUAUGGGCAGGAGUCUUGGGAACGGUUGGGUGACGAGAUCGGUAAACGUCAAGUUGGAAUGAACUUCAUGCUCAACGUGGCGCAGCUCGACCCGCCAGUUUUGACGGCAUACGGCGACACCUUCAUACUUUUGAUAUUGCAGGCUUUAGUCGCGCAACAGAUCACCAUUGAACCAACCUUUGUGUCGACGGUUUUGCAAGCCUCCUCAAGUCAGGUUCACUUUCUACUUGGGGACACGUGGCCAAAUGAUAUCAGCACCUUCAACCGAGCGGACUAUCUUAAGAAUCGUCUAUCGAUUUUGAAAGUGAUUUUCAAGAAUGCUGGAAAGGCAUUGCAGUUUGGCAGCGCUGUUGCGGGUAGCAGCAAGCCGUUCGUUUAUCGGUGCAUCAAUCACGUUCUGGCAGCGAUGCAACAGAACUACUCGCUUAUCGACCUGCGCAAGGGAGUGCUGAGAUCCGACUAUCGCGCCUUUACGAAUGAGGUGGUACAGGCCAUCCGGGACGAGUCGAACGCAAGCAUAUCCGAGGCGUCUGUUCCAAAGCUCAAGCAAUUCCCCCUUCCUGAGCCGAUCUCAUAGCGUAGAUUAACGCACUACUUGUCCAUCUGACCAUGUAAAGAUCUGUUGGACGAAUUGGCCGACGGCAACAACAUGGGCACUUGUCGUGGUUGUUCUCUCAGUCCAACUGCGCGGUGGAGAUCAGGUUCCGCACUCGAGCCAGCCGCCGUGGCAUGCUUCGACAGAGAUCAGAGAAACAUCGACCGGACGUGCAGUUCAGAUUGACCGGUCACUCUCGUCUUUCUGCUCACAA